This is a messenger RNA of Orbicella faveolata, 7613 nucleotides long. RefSeq lists its product as uncharacterized. Lineage: Eukaryota; Metazoa; Cnidaria; Anthozoa; Scleractinia; Merulinidae. The record is from RefSeq and is a predicted model, not a curated record. Gene Ontology annotation, molecular function: GTPase activator activity.
AAUAUACGAGCUUAUCUAUUGGUGACAGGGCGCUUAGAAUUUGAUUUAAGGCAGCACUGUUUGGCCCAGCUUCUUGCGGGCAGACCGUGUCCGACGGUCCGAUCUGACACAUACUUGUUUCAUCUUACUACUAGUCAAUAAUGCUCACUUUUCGCAUAUAUUUUAUUCGGCUAACACUGUUUAUUCAAAUGCCACCUUCUAUUUAACUUUCCUAGUUGGUAGGAGGGGCAAAGAGAGAUAAUUCCGUCAUUAGAGUCAAAUGUAUAAGCGGCAUAAUUAUUUUUGGUCGGUCAACAUAGUUUGUUAUAAGACCGCAUCGAUCGAGUAAGCUGACUUCGAGAAUACAUCUUUUAGCAUUUGGCUUCUCACAAUUUCUUUUCGGUUACUAAUGGGACCGUAAUGGACACGUUGGUCAACAUUGAGUUCGUUUGGCGCGGCGCAAGCCACAUCCCUAAUCUUUGAAACUUUGUAUUAAGCUGAUCAAAACAAGGCCAAUUCCACCGUAAUUCAACAACACAUAAACUUCAUGUCACAGUCACAGUUUACAUAUAUACAUGUGGAAGAGUGCAGAGAAUCUUCCCUUUUCAGUGCGACGUGCAGAGCUGGUUAUCGCCAGUUCCGCUCCAUAACUCAGUAUUGACUUUGUGGAAGCUAACAAUGCAUAACCUUUAUUCUCACUUCCUUAACAAAAAAAUUACAAUACGAAUUAAAACUACUUUGCGACUUGUUCUAAAACGGCGUUGCUUUGUGUGCAACGGUUGCAGAAAGAACAAGAAAGCGGCAAUUCUGGCGGUGGCUUGUGCACAGAACUUUUUAUUAACUAUUGUCGUGCCGCAAAGCUUUGUUUACGGCAAAAAAUCGCAUUCAUAGGAUUUGGAGCAACACUUUAUUUACUUUCUGUUCGAUUGAGCUGUUUGGUAUCUAAAAGUUUGUCAUGCUGGAUAAUAACUCAACCCGCGCCGCUAAUUAAUAACCUAAGUCUGUUGUUGUUCUGUCCAAUGAAAUGAAAGUCAAAUAAUCAAGUUGACAGCCCCUUGACAGUUGCAUUGUAUGUUACCUGUUGCCAUGCGCACUUCGAUCAAUCAGCAAUUUGAUAAGUUAGUGACUGUCUGCGGAAAAAAAAGAUGCUAAAAAUGUCCACAGAAAAGUAUCCAGCCACUUUGAUAUAUGCGCUAGGCACUUCAGUCCACGGAUUUUUAUCGGAAGCGAGCUGGCGUUUACGUCUCUAAAUGGUGUCAUAUGCUUGAGCCAAUUGUUCCCAGAGCUUGAGGCGCCGAGGAUAUCCGGUAACAUAACAGAGAGGCGAACUGUCCGUCGUGUAUACAUUCCGUAGGAGACUCAAAUGUCCAACUUGAUGUGUGGCUCCUAUUUCAAUUGUGACCCUGCUGAGGACAGCGAUGUUUGUUUCAUAGAGCUUAGAAUGAUUAUGCUCGCUAUAAGAUGAAUGCUGAAGAAUUCUUUAAAGGCCUUGCUGAGAAAGACAAACUUGCAGUGAUCAACUUUGCUUUGCCUGGAUUAGAUAUAUUUCUAGAGGAAAUUUUAGCCCAGGAAAAUCUGAGUGAAAAGGGAGAAAAAAUACGGCUUGAUUUUGUGGCCAUUCUCGACAACCUUGGAUCGAAAUCACGCGUUCAAGAAAUACACACUUCAACGAAUAACGACAACGAGUCACCUCAGGAACAAUCGCAAGUUUCACGGUCAGGCGACGACCUUGUUUUCGUCAAAGGUUACACCGAAGACAGCACAGAGCAAGCGCAUUGGCCAGAAGAAACUGCCGUUCUAGACGAAAAGGAAGGUGCUGACAUUCUGCCAUGCCGAAAAGGGACAGAUAGCACAGAGGAAAGUGGAAUCUUUCUAUGUAGUUCAUCACUGCAUCAGUCAGAUGCUACGGCAUAUAAAGUCAAAGACACUCUCAAUCUACCUAUGUUGGAUUCAGUGGAUGCUUGGUCUCGAGACACAAUCAUCUCAGAGACAGGCAGUGCAGAGAUUGAAGUUGUUGAUGGCUGGGAAAGUGAUGUUAAUGGUCAAGAAGAAGGAUAUUUUACAGGGGAUAAUGUCUUUGUUGACUACACAGUUGAAAAACUUGACCUCCAGCCUAAUGAGUUUGGGGAACUUCACAGUGGUGCGAUGUACAUUAGGGAGCAUCCGGGAUGGCACAAGAGGUGGUUUUCAAUAAAUGAUCAAUGUUUAACAUGUUUCCGACACAGGUCUGAGACUAAGAUGUUGUUCCAGAUUCCACUUAAAGGAGCAAAAAUUAUUCCAACAGAUAGAAAGAAAAGUAGAAUGUUUCCAUUCACUUUGUCAGUUCCAAGAAUACAUGAGAGCAUUACUUUUGCAACAACAGAGGAGCAAUCAAGACAGGAGUGGGUUUACAUGGUGAAUUAUGUCAUUUCAAGACUUAUCGAGGAUGAUAGUAGUCCUGACUCACCAGAGAAUCAACCUGCUAUUUCAUAUGACACUUACCUUAAACUCAUUGGUGAUGAAUCAAGUCCAAACAGGAACAGUCUUACUGUGGACACACUGGAAAAGUAUGACCAGUCAAGGAGGAGAAAACUUUCAGGUUGUCUUGACGGGACUAAAAUUAUGGAACCUCGUAGAAGUUGGACUGAUAAUCAUGAUAAUGCACACUCAGAUGUUGUUGCUGGAUCUUUGUCUCCAUGGAACAUAGCUAGUGUUGAAGAUGAUGAAGAUGAAACACCUGUCAUGGACAAUGACCUUGCACCAGGACUAGAUGAAGAUAAAUCAUUCAGGGAGCUACAAGAGAUAUUACCAGAUAUUAUACAAGGAUGCAAGAUUCCAGAAGAGGGAGGGAAAAUGAAGAAGAAAAUCUUCAAGGCCAAAUCUACUAAUAAUGUAGGAAAAGUCGAUAACCCAGAGGGUAGUUUUCUGUCAGCAAGCAGUUGUGAAGGAAAGUCUUCUUCAGUCUCAGACCUUCAAAGCCCAAAUUCCAAAGUGAAGAGACAUGGAUCACUGGUUAAUUCAUUGUCAUCUAAGGCUCUGCGUGUCAAGUCAAGGAUAACAGAUUCGUUCUUCAAGAAAGGUCGUAAAGAUGACAUCAAAACACCGCGUGAGUUGACUUCAUUUCAAAGCACAACAUUUUCUGGAUAUUUGCUUCGAAAGAAAGGACCACAUUGGAAAAAUCGUUGGUGUGUUGUAAAAGAACAGUCGCUGUUUUGCUAUAAAGACUUUGGGAUCGGGACAGCAGAGAUUCAGGUUCCCUUGCAUGGUGCUUCGAUAAAAAUAUUGGAUGACAACGAUGCGGAAUAUGACAAGCCCCACAUGUUCGUGUUAACAUGUGAUAAGGAAGAGCCCUUGUUUGCGGCUGAAAAUGAUGCUGAACUGGAGGAAUGGAUAAUGGUUCUGAAUGAGGAAAUAAAGUCGAUUGAAAAUUCGUCAAGUCCCGUGCCAGAUUCACCUGAGAAAUCUUUGGGUGCAUCUCCUACUUCGUCCCCUGUACUAGGAAGCCCAUCGCUUACAGACUACAAGGAAGGCAGUAAGAAGAACAAGGAUUCUUCCCCUGUGGGUAACAAAAAGGCGUCCAUAUUUAGUUCAAUUGGGCACAAGCUGACCAAAUCGAAACCCAAAUCUGUUCCCGGUGGCACGGCGUUAUCUGUUCCUAUAGUAGAUGUAACCACAAGUGCUAGCGUAGAGGAUGGCUUUGUUUUGGUGGAGCACAGUUCAAAUGUUGAAAGCAGUUCAGGCUCUUCAGCUGUGGCGAAGAAACCCAAUAAAGUUUCAAGACUCGAAGUGGCCACUUCUCAUACCAUGGAAGGCUUUCUUAAUCAACUUGUCGAGGAUGAUACAUGGCUGAAAUGCUGGGUAUGUUGCUGUUACAUUCCUUCAUGUCGCAAACUCUGUCUUAUGUUAUUGUUCGGUCAUUUUGUUCAGGGUGUUGUCAUGUUCUCUGAAAACAUGACUUGCACGAGUCUCUCUUAUUUUACGAGUUACGUCACGGGCUUUGCGUCUUGUGUAAUCCAAUUCGGUUAUGAAGAAGAAAGAAAGACAAGAAGUAAGUUACAUCGGUCCAUCUCUAACGUCAUCCCGGUCAUCACACAUUUUCCUGGUAAGCGUAAACGCCGCAGUCGGACUGUGCCAAAUGUGAACGUAUCACCGGACCUUAUCGUGAAUGUCAAACACUCUUCAUGCCUUUUUAUGCGAAACGGUAAAGGGCUGUGGACAAAGCGAUGGUGCGUUUUACAGGAGGACAAAUUACACGUGUUUAGAAGACCCGACGAAGUUUCACCUGUGUUGUCAAUUCCUUUAACACAGUGUGAAAUACGGCGCGCCAGCAGAAAGACUAAAAAGUUCAGUUUUGAACUGAAUGUCCCCUCGGAGAAGGAGGAUUAUUGUUUCGCUACUGAUACCGAGAAGGAAAUGUUAAGCUGGAUCAGGCUGCUGAGAGUCAUAGCAGAGGAAGGAGACUCCAAUAAGAGUUUUACGAAAGAACUACGAGACAUCGCAAAUGGUGACGCUUUGCACGAUUCGAAUUGUAACGUUAUCGAACAGCCUGCUUUGGAAGAGACAGCAAAUCAGUCACCAGUCGAUAUCGGGCAGAAUGAAAGCGAGGUUCACCAGAAAGACUCCAAUUCUCCGGUGGAGUUGUACAAGAAUAACGAAGUUUUAACAACAAACAAUAGGAGUGAAGACUCGUCAGAACAAAGUCCUGUGAACUUCUCUUCAGCUGUGAAACCCACAUCGCUUGAUGGCGUGCUCAAACUUCUUCAAGAUCAGCAGUUAAUUCAACAUCUUGGACAACAGAAAUUUCACAAAGUUAAAAAGGCUCAAAGAGCGUGGCAGAGGUCAGCGGCUGCGGCUUUGAAGGAGCAUCGUUCUGGGUCUGUUACCCCGGAUGUGGAGAAAAGCGAACCUGCUUAUCAAGAGGAAGCAAGGCGCAGGACCUUGUCAACGUCAUCGACGCAAGCAGCACGUAAAGAAAUUGGUUCCUCUCCAUCACUGCCUCGCCUAGGUGCUAAUGAAAUUAUAGAACAGUUUGAAAAACUUGCUGAAGAAGAAAGAUUAAGAACUUUGAAAAAGGAAACUUUGUUAAAGAAGCGUCGAAACUCACUCACGCUUGAGAAAGAUGUACUGAAAAGAAAGAUGACCAAGGGACAAGAAAAGAAAAACACCGUGAAGAAGCUUCUUAGUAAAGAUGAAACAGCGAGCAACGAGGAUAGGCAACGCGUCGAAGAAAGGCUUCAACAAGUCAAUCAAGAACUGGCAACCAUUGAAAGAAACUUGAUGGAUAACAAAAUGAGCGAAGCGCAAGCUUUGGACAACAUCAACGUCAUGAAAACAAAGACGGUGCGAAAGCACUCUUUUGUCAAACCCACUGGGAACAAAAUGUCGGCGGAUGAGAGGCGCAGUGAAUUUAAAACUUCUUCCGAAUCCACUUCCUCUCAGGGGUCUACAGAGGAAAAGCUCGAGAAAGAUUCAGCCAAUGCUCCACAGACGCUCGAGGCUGCACGCAAACAGAGCACUGCUGUAUCAUUGGCUGUCCUUGAGAAAGAACUCAGAAAGAUUUCGCCGGUCGGUGGCCGAAGAAUACCCCUCGCGGGUGAACCGAGACACGGUAGAGUCUCAUUGUCUUCUGAGGGAUCUCAAGAGGACUCUACUGUAAGGGAUUCACCAAUCUUCAGCAAGAAAACAGCUGUGGAAAAGCGAGUUUCAGUUGGCUCGGAGGGCUUCGCUGGCGAUCAGUCCUCUCUUUCAAGGCCUAAAGUAUCGGACAGCGCCGAGUUAAGACGGAAGAAGUUUUCCGCUUCCGGUUCCAGUGUGGCAUUUCACAACGUGUCCGUUGAAAUUCCGACUGAAGACGAAAACAAGCACGAUGACGAGAAACCAGGAGGUCACAGAUUGUCUACCUCGUCGGAAAGGAGCUUUGCUGAAAUGUCUCGCAAGUUGUCAGUUAACUCAGAAAGAGGUUUAGACGAGCACCGUGCCAGCUUGAUGAAUGCUUUAUCACAGAUUAAGGACUUUGAAGACUUUGCUGCCAUUUCCAGAAGUGAGAAGUGGAACAAAUGACAUGUUUUAGCUGGUACCUCACUCUUGAAUAUUAAUAUAUUUUAUAUGCAUACGGAAGUCUCCAUGACUGCAAGAGAUGACUUCGCCCUCACGCAGACUUACAAUUAAUUAUACUUUUGCAAACGUAUUCUGUUUCGGGUUACGGACGUAAGUUGUUAAGUGUAUGACUGGUUUGUUUAUUAAUUAGUAGUUAAAGGGAUAUUAUCUUGCAAUGACAUUUAGGAUUAGAAACAUAGUGAUAACGAAGAAACAUGAUAAUGAUGUAUGGAAAUGUUUACAAUUUUAAAUAUCUCCACGGUAUGUAAAUUUUCAGUUUGCUUUCACGCGCUGUUUUGCAGAAGAUGAUACCUUAAUGAUAUGACCUCGAUGUAAUAUAAAGGUAACGCUCGUAAGUAAUUUGGCAUAACUAAACUACCAAGCUUAAAAGUCUGCUCAUUUGCGAGUAAGGACAGUAAUAAUACAUAUGUGCUUCUUUUCCAUGAAAAUUCUUUCAAAGAAGUAUCACCGCAUACAAUGUAUUUAUAGCACGAUACGAUAUGACAAGACCUAGCAUUUGAUAUGGCACGCUUCUCACAAAUUUAUUGCAGUAGUUAACUUGAAGGGCAGGACAAAAGCUCUAAGAUGUGAGACUGAAUUUCAUAGAACAACAAGAUUUUUAUAUCUCUCUAGUAUUGUUUAUAACCUACAUUUACACUUGUGCACUGAAGUGUAGCCGCGAUGAUAACAUUUGUAGGAGGCAUCGUAAUAAAGUCUGCCACCUACAAAUAACUAGCGUGGUAAUGAGCGGUCCUCAACGUUCCUCGUUAAACUAAGACACAGUAAUCGUACGUAACUAAAGAAUCACUCAGAUAGGGCGGCGAUGAACCAAUCGGAGUAAAACCUUGGAAGCUCACGGUGGAAAUUGUUUGGAUCACUGUUGGUUUAAUUUUCGGUAAUUGAUUAGUUCACAUCUUUGUUGUUGUUGUUUACAACACGUUGGCGAGUAUUUUCAACCCAGGGUAUAUCUCGACUACAGCAAAACCAGAGAAACACAAGAUUUAAGGAACAGUUGAAAAUCGCUCUACACCAAAACACUUUUUAAUGUAUCUGUUUAUAUGUAUGGAACAACAAUUAACAAUGGGUCAGUAAGAAAAAAAAACUUUUAGUCGAGGGUAGUUUAAGAGUUUAAUUUUUUUUACGUUCUUUUUUAUACUUUGUUUCAAAAGCGUUAAGUCACACAAGUAUUCACGUAUUCAAAUUAUUCAUGAGUUCUUUUUUUACUAUGUCUUUGUAUCAUGCUUUGGAUUAGGUCAGGUUUUACAACUCGAACAAAAGUACAAGAAUAUUUGAUUAAGGAUGAAAACGAUAAGCAUUUAUUUCAUAUUUAUUGGAACCUUACGUGAUCUCGUGAAUUUACUCGCGCUGUAAAUAAGAGAUUUGCUCGGCGCGCUAAAGUGGCGUGGUGCUGCUUUCGUGGAAUAGUAUUCUGUACGGUAAUUACUGUGAAGAAAUUUUGUAAAAUGGCUGUUAUUUGCUGAAGAAUGAACUAUUUGAUAGAGAUUUGAAAUAUGAUGUAUUGGAUAUGAGAAAUAUAAAAUAAAGGAAAGAUUAUGGUA